CCCAUUUCGGGUUUUAAAGUAUAAUAACUCUCAUUAUGAGGCGGUCAAAAUUUGUAUUUAAGCCUAAUAUUAAUCCUAAUAAAGCCGCUUCUGAUCCAGUGCAAAAGGAAAAUCAAAUUUUAAAUAACGAUAAGACUCCUGAUAAAUCAGACGAAUUUGAUAAAACAAAUCCAAAUGUUAAUCUCCUGAACGAAAAUGAUCAAAUAGGGACUCAAGAAGAUAAGACAGUGAAUUUAGAAAGUAGCUUGAUUGAUCAAUCAUUAAAACUUCAAGACAAACAUUUAAAUACCUGCACAAAUAAUUUAAUACAAAAUACAUUGGCCUCAAAUGAAUCAAUAUCUGAUUUCCAAAAAACAGGUGAUCUUGUUAACCAAUGCAAUCAAAUAGAGAUCCUAGAAAAAGUUGAUUCUUCUAAAGCCUCUGCUCCAAUUAAAGAGGUACAAAACUCAACCAAAGCAAAAAUUAAAUCCAAAGUGGAUUAUAAUUCUCCAUUGAUAGAGGAAGAUUAUGUUGCAAUAAAUUUGACUAUGAAAGACUUAGUAUAUUUGAAUCCUAAAUCCAACCCUAUGAAGUCGCCUGUUAAACCAAACACUACUAACCCUCCUACCUCUAGCGCUAACAAAUCCAAGGAUGUUGAUAAAGAUGAUAAAAUCAAAUCAGGUGAUACGAUUGAAAAGUCUACGAGCGCAGCGAGAUUAUCCACUGACAAGAUUAAGUCGAUUGCUCCUCAGGUAAAGAUAGGGCCGGAUGGAGAUAUAAUUCUUGAUACAGACAGCCUCUACAUUCCAAAUCCGGAGCAGAACGAAGAGACGUUUACUAAGCCAGCUAUCCAGGAAGAAUACGAUCCAUUUGGCUAUCUUAAAUAUUCUAAAAAACAUACUCAUCAUAAAAUAUGGACUUCUGAAGAAAACGUAAAAUUUUUCAAAGCCCUAAGUGUUCACGGUAUAAAUUUGGCAGGCAUAGCGAGCGAAUUUCAUAAUAGGGAGAGAUCCGAAAUCAAGAACAAAUUUAAACGGGAAGAAAAAUUGAAUCCAAAUAUGAUCGAUAUAGCUUUAGAACAACACCCAAAAUUAGAAGAUUUCCUUAAAUUGCUUUUCCCGCCUAAACCGUCUCUCGUGCCGACAAAGAGUAACGAAAAAUUGACCUCUCUGAUCGCUCAAAACUUUUUCAAGAAAGUCAAAAUUUGUUUGAAAAAUCUACCUGUUGAUGAUACUAAAACUAAAACUAAAGAAUCUAUACCAGAUGAUGUAUCAGUUGCUUCGGAUUCGAGCGUGUUUAUAGAAAAUGACGAAGACGAUCUAGCGAAUGAAACAGAAUUUGAGAACUUGUUUAAACCAACGAAAUCAGGUCGUACGCCCAAACCUUCUUACAAAUUUAUCACGCAACCGGCGAAACCCAAUAAAAUUGACCCCAAGACUCGAAACAAUGCCAGAGUCCGCAAAAUUAAAGAAAUAGAAGUUAAUAAAACUACUCCCAAGAAGACAAAAUUAUCAACGAAAAGGAAGAAAGAUGGGAGAAACAAUGCGAUUAAAAUUCUGAGCUCAUUUACCGGCGAGAAAAGUAAUGAAGCCUUUAUACCACCGUUCCUAUUAAAUUCUGCCAAUCUUGAGGAGGAAAUCCAAGAAGGCCUAUUUGAUUCUCGCGUAUCUUCCCCUGCCUACACCAACGAAUACAAUGAAUGUUGCGUCGAAGAAACGAUUGUUUGUAACGAUAUAGACCAAAACCAAUCGGCGGCAUCCGUCAUUUUGCUCGAUCAAAAUAAUUUGGAGUCUAUUUCCCCGUCGCAAACGCAAAACCUUAAAUUUGAUCUUGAAAAUUCUGAUUCCAAAGGGAACGAUAUAUUUGUUUUGCCUCAACAAUAUCUCAUCAAAGAUCAAGUUUACCAGUUAUUCUUAGUUCCUCAGCCUUCACAAAUCCCUUCCUGACGAAAUGAUUUUUUUACUAACACAAUUAUUGUACUGCCUAUGAAUCUUAAUUUAUUAAUAUUAUCAAAUUGGAAAGCAUAAUGAUUAUAUAUAUAUU
Messenger RNA from Gordionus sp. m RMFG-2023, 2022 nucleotides. RefSeq names its product transcription factor TFIIIB component B'' homolog. Bases 36 to 1925 code for a protein of 629 amino acids. The record is from RefSeq and is a predicted model, not a curated record. The transcript has 12 exons. Lineage: Eukaryota; Metazoa; Nematomorpha; Gordioida; Chordodea; Parachordodidae.